ACAUUGAAGGGGUAUACUUUUCUAUACUUUCAACAAUAACACAAAAUAAAAUUGAAAGUAAUAUAGAACGGGUAGUUAUCACACUCAAUAAGAAAGGUUUAAAUAAGCCUUUGACAUUUUUUGAUACCUGAUGGCUUUGUUUUCUGAUUGGAAGAAGCUCUCUACUAUCGCAAAUGAUUCUUUGAGAGUUGUAAAGCAACUUAUGAUCACUGUGGGACUGAUUAUUUUCUCAAUAGUCUUUGCCGUUUUUGUCGUGGUUUGCACUCCCCUUGUUGUUAGCGUUUUUAGUGACUUUGCCCCAGACCUUUGGAAUAGGGGGACGCCAGUAUUCAAAAUUUUACUUCAAAAUGAAACCCUCUCCGUGCUAAACCUGUCAAAUAUGGCUUUCAUCGCCGUAUUUAUUGUUCUCAUUUCAACAUUGGUGAUUCUUGACAGAUUACUCAUUGAGAUAAAAGAUAUGCUACGGAAGAAAUCGAAGGCCCCUGCACAACAUGUUAUAAAUUAUUACAACCCCAUGGAUGCAAAAGAUGCAGCGAGAAUCAUUACGUCGAAAAAGCGUCGAAAGUUGUAGUCUCGUUAUAAUCACAAGGGAUAGGCAAAAAAGUGAUACGUGAAGCAAAAGAGGAGAAUUGUCAAGCUUGCCUGUGCUUCUACACAAAUGUCCCUUCAUGUUUAAGUUUAAACAGUAGACAGAGAAAUAUUAUUGGAGAAAUAUAUGCACUCUAUGACGAUCUAUCAUCUGUUCUGAAUAUUGUAAAAGGGAUUAUCCCUAAUUCAAGUUACCCAUAGUAUUGGAGAAAGUCUGUGUUGUUUGCAUUCUAUGUGAUUGUACUUAUUUCCUCACAUUAGA
This is a messenger RNA of Phytomonas sp. Hart1, 850 nucleotides long. NCBI's taxonomy places the organism in Eukaryota, Euglenozoa, Kinetoplastea, Trypanosomatida, Trypanosomatidae. The record is from the annotation of a GenBank genome assembly.